CUGUCAUGCCUUUAUACUCAAACAGGAGGUGAUGUUUGUGAAGAAGCAACUCAGGAAGAUUUUGAGUACAAGUUAAAGGGAUAUAUUGACAGUACAAUGGAUAAAAGCACCAAGGCAAGACAGAGUGCUCUCGGAGGACUGAAAACUGCCAUGGCAUCCAAAAUACUGUAUGAAUUUAUCAUGGAAAGGAGGAUGACCAUAACAGACAGCAUUGAGCGCUGCUUGAAGAAAGGCAAAGGUGACGAGCAGUGUGCUGCCGCAUCAUUGGCCUGUCUCCUCUGCAUUCAGCUGGGAGCUGGGAUAGAAAGUGAAGACGUUUUCAAGACCCUGAAGCCCAUUUUUAAGAACAUUCUAGCUGAUGGAACUGCCAACAUACAAACCAGACAGGCUUGUGCAACCAGUUUGGGAGUUUGCAGUUUGGUUGCUGCAGAUGAUAUUUUGGAUGUCUAUGCAACUAUGGAAUGCUUUGAAAGCCUCUUCGCUAAAUCCUAUGUGAAGGAAGAUGGGACUCGUAGCGUCUACAAUGCCCAAACUACGAUGCUUCACAUCAGUGCUCUUUUGUCAUGGAGUCUACUGCUGACCAUUUGUUCCAACACUGAAGUGAAAAAAAUUCUAAAAAAACACCUGCCUAAACUCCCCAGUCUGUUGGAUUGCGAUGAUGUAAACAUGAGGAUUGCUGCUGGAGAGACCCUUGCUCUUCUUUUUGAGUUGGCCAGAGAUGUAGAUGCUGAGUUUGAAUAUGAAGACUUGGAAUCUUUAUGUGCAAAACUGAGAGCCCUUGCCACAGAUGGGAACAAACACAGAGCCAAAAAUGAUAAAAGGAAGCAGAGGCCUGUCUUCAGAGACGUUCUAAGGGCUGGAGAGGAGGGAGAAUUCCAGACGGAGAUGAUCAAGUUUGGAGCAGAGCGCAUGUACAUUGACAGCUGGGUGAUUAAGAGGACCUACGAUGCCUUCACAGAGUUUGUAGGAUCGGGAAUGAAUUAUCAUCUACAGGCUAAUGCGUUUGUAAGAAAUGUUUUUGAGCUUGGACCCCCAAUGAUGGUUGAUGCGGCAACCCUAAAGGCAAUGAAAAUCUCCCGUUUUGAGAGGCACUUGUAUAAUGCUGCUGCCUUUAAAGCUCGGACUAAGGCCAGGAAUAAGUUUCGGGACAAAAGGGUGGACAUCGGAGAAUUCAUUUAAACAUCUAUAGGUUUCAGCACAUCAUUUUAACUCGCCUUAUUU
Messenger RNA from Polyodon spathula (Mississippi paddlefish), 1221 nucleotides. Its product is annotated as interferon-related developmental regulator 1-like. The annotation marks the transcript as partial. Gene Ontology annotation, cellular component: nucleus. NCBI's taxonomy places the organism in Eukaryota, Metazoa, Chordata, Actinopteri, Acipenseriformes, Polyodontidae. The record is from RefSeq and is a predicted model, not a curated record. The transcript is spliced from 10 exons.